AUGUGGAAGAAGGAGAACCCCUACUCGAUCGCUAAAGGUCUCCCUCGCAUGUCAUGGCAUCCCAAAAACCUCUUCAAUCUCUACCAGAGGACAUAUGGCGAGCUUGCGAGGGAGCUCAAGUUCACCCAACCCCGGUUGACGCUCUUUCAGCAAAAGUGGCUCUCCAGACGGGUCGUGCGAGCCUACCAUGGCGACUGGAUCCAAGAGAAGAAGUUCUCAAAGCACUACGUUCCCAACUCCCUGCCCGCCAUUCUCGCAGAAUCGGGUAAAUCCGUCAGAGAACACAGCUCGAGAUCGCCCGCCGCGACAGCCACCAAUGAGGAUAAAGCGAGACAAGCCGUCCCGCUUACUUCGCUCAUGUUCAGAGAGGUCGAACGAAGGCUCGACGUCCUCGUCUUCCGUGCUUGUCUCGCCAGCAGCGUCUACAAAGCCAGAAGGAUGGUCAUCCAUGGCAAAGUGAGAGUGAACGGCGACGUGCAACGCGCUGCUGGCUAUCUCGUCCAACCCGGCGAUCUCUUCACUGUCGAUCCUGCAGCAGUUGAAUUGCUCAGACGCCCCGGUCAAGAUAUCGUUGAUGCUCUCGAAUCAGCGACCGAGUCAGAGUCCGAUGAGACAGACGAAGUAGUCGAAGAGACCGACGAAGAGAUUGCCGCCCAGCCUGACCCAAGCCCAAGUACGAGCUCAUUAGCUCCAGAGACGGAGCCACGCGAGUUCCAUCUGCCAGACUAUGCCGCACCUUUUCUCUUCAUUCCCACCUACUUAGAAGUCGACUUUGAGACUUGCUCCGCCGUCUACGUUCGCCAUCCUACCGCCCGAUCGGGCUACAGCGAGAUACCGAGUCCCUACUCUGCCGAUGGCGAAGUCAUGGCGCUCGUAUGGGAGCACUACAAUCAAGUCGGACGACGGAGAAGGGCCAGAACGCCAAAUUCGCUCGGCGGCCGCAUAGAGCCUCUGUAUCUCUGA
Molecule: messenger RNA, 963 nt
Organism: Mixia osmundae IAM 14324
Lineage: Eukaryota; Fungi; Basidiomycota; Mixiomycetes; Mixiales; Mixiaceae
Exons: 3
Coding region: 1-963 (320 amino acids)
Biological process (GO): positive regulation of translational fidelity
Cellular component (GO): mitochondrial small ribosomal subunit
Molecular function (GO): rRNA binding; structural constituent of ribosome
Source: RefSeq, a predicted model, not a curated record